Molecule: messenger RNA, 810 nt
Organism: Quercus lobata
Lineage: Eukaryota; Viridiplantae; Streptophyta; Magnoliopsida; Fagales; Fagaceae
Product: signaling peptide TAXIMIN 2-like
Exons: 2
Coding region: 146-538 (130 amino acids)
Source: RefSeq, a predicted model, not a curated record
UUCAUUCGGAUUUUGUGACCCAAAAGAAACCCUGGCGAAGCUUCGGAGAGGCCAAUUUCCCUAAAGUACCCAGCAAUGUCUCUCUAUACCAAAUGACAAUUGGAAUCUUUCACAAGGGUAUUUCCGCCAAUUCAACAACUUGAAAAUGCCGGUAGUUAUAGACCGCGUAUGCGUCGCUGUCGAAGUCUUUAUUUUGAAACCUGUAUGUAUUUAUUUGAUAAAAUCCACUUCUCCUCCUCUUCGAAUUCAAAACCCCAAAACACCAAAGCAAAAAGAAAGUCUACAGAGAAACAAAGAGACUUUUGAUUUUGAGAGAAUGGGAGAUUGCAGGCCAUUGGGUUUCUUGCUGGGAUUGCCUUUUGCAUUGGUGGCAUUGGUGUUAUCUCUUGUGGGUGCGGUUAUCUGGGUUAUUGGGACUGUGCUGAGUUGUUUGUGCCCGUGUUGCAUAUGUUUUGCUGGACUUGCGAAUAUGGCGAUGGGUAUUGUGAAGCUUCCUGUGAAACUACUUAGAUGGUUCAUUGAAAAGAUUCCUUGUUAGCACUAAUUCAUUCAUUCUGUUUUUUUUUUUUUUUUUUUCUUAAAUGGGUACUCAGACAUUCAUUGCUGGAUUAGUAUUUGUGUGUCUGUUUUGGUGGAGGGGGUGUUUUAGGCGAUACAAUAUUUGUUAUUCCCUGAUAUUUGGUCAAAUUUCAGAUGCCGUGUGAUUAGUUGUAUUUUUUUUUUUUUUUUUUGGGUUGCUAAGCAGGAAAUUUUUGUAAAGAAGAAAAAAAAAAGUUAUUUGAUGGAGUAUAUUGGACUUCUUCUCCUUGA